UCAAUUCCAGAUUGGCUUCUGCGUGCUUAUUGGCAUGGCAGCUUCUUGCGACCUGUACCCAAAUCAUCGGCGGUCUUUCAGGCUCAUUGCCAGUCAAUGAUUGGCCACUGCGAUCUGCGCCCGUCUGCAGUAGUAGUCAUAAUACUGACCAGUCCUUUCUUCCGAGCACGCCUCUUCCGUCUACCACACUCACCAAUCCUAUCUUGCACCAAAGCCAUUCAUCGUGAUCCAGCAAAGAUGCCUCCCAAGAAGCGCCCCCUCACGCCGUUGACCGACGAAGAGCUCUCUGAAGACGACCCGUUGACCAAGGGCAAAACGACUUCUGAGCGCCACCCGAGCAUGCAGCAAGACACAGAACAAGGACAGGCAUUCGUACCAAGUCCUGCACCAAGUGAGGCCGAGGCGAAGCCUGCCACACCAAAGAAAAAGUCUCGAUCGGCAACAGCCAGCCCUGCAACGCCGCGCAAAGAUGUGGGUUGGAGUGAAGCAGAGACUAUCAAGGCGCUGCUCAUCCUCUUCGCCUCGGAUGGAGUGCCUUCUGUGACCAAAACCAAGAAGACUGCAAUCGCGAACGCUCUGGGGCGUAGCGAGGCGGCUGUUGAGAAUUGGUUUCACAAGCGAAUCAAAAGGCAGAUUUUGGAAAUCAACACCAAGGCCGACGUCGCUGCCACGGAGUCUGGGCCAAAGAUAUAGAUGCGGAGCCUUUACCCGUCCAAAUCCUCGAAGCUCCGUAACAGCGUUGGUGGAGAAAGGCUGAACAACACCGAAAUGCAGCUAGGUCGAUGUAGCCGGGCCAAGCGGAGAAGAGAAAAUUGCACUGCGAGAGUUAUGCGCAUCACGCUGCACUCCCCGCACGUCGGAUCCGACCCCGCCGCAGUGAAGAGAGGUCGGAUCGAGAGUCAUGCACGAUUUCAGAGUCAAGAGUCUUGUGCUUCUUCAGGCGAUGCUUCGAAUGUCUUGGUAAAACCAUCGUAGCGCGAUGUUGAGCCUGAAGUGGUGACAAGACUUUGCAGCCAUGAUUCCCAUCAUUCCUGACUGGACUUUGACAAGAAUGAUGAUCA
This is a messenger RNA of Ceraceosorus guamensis, 1061 nucleotides long. RefSeq lists its product as hypothetical. NCBI's taxonomy places the organism in Eukaryota, Fungi, Basidiomycota, Exobasidiomycetes, Ceraceosorales, Ceraceosoraceae. The annotation marks the transcript as partial. The record is from RefSeq and is a predicted model, not a curated record. The transcript has 4 exons.